Messenger RNA from Myxocyprinus asiaticus (Chinese sucker), 2557 nucleotides. RefSeq lists its product as uncharacterized. NCBI's taxonomy places the organism in Eukaryota, Metazoa, Chordata, Actinopteri, Cypriniformes, Catostomidae. Gene Ontology annotation, molecular function: zinc ion binding. The record is from RefSeq and is a predicted model, not a curated record. Bases 181 to 1242 code for a protein of 353 amino acids. The transcript has 12 exons.
CCGAAACUGAAUCAGUUGUGCUGUUUCAUUUAGCAGUUCGUACGAAACUUAGACCAUUUUAUGUAUAUGUAUAUAUAUAUAUAUACCUAAUGAUUAUAAAUUAUUGUUUGUUAUAAUUUAUAUUAUAUAGUGUCUAGAAGGCAUUUGAUCUUUAGGUUAAAGACAUUCAGAGAACCCUGCAUGAAGAAACAAAACAGCAUUAUUGGCAACAUGGCAGCAGGUAAUCACUAUGAGUGGCAGUUGUAUGUUGGACAGCGGUGGUCUUCUAUCUGUAAUGAUAUUGUCAUUGAAACCCAUUACUGUCAGCCAGGGGCUACUGGAAUCACCAUCUACACCAGCAUGGGGUCUCUCUAUAUUGACUUUGAUGCUAUGACAAUCAAUGGACCUUAUAAUAACCUCAGUAUACGACGCAACACAUUUCUGAACUACAAUCAGAAGCAAGAAGUAGGCUGGUACUACAAAGACAACCGUCACUGGUUCGAAUAUGGAUCCCAGGGAUCAGGUGGGAACACAUCCUCAAUUGGAAGUGAUUAUAUAGAGCAACAAUACAACAACAACCCAACAGGUUCAGUCCAGUUUACUGCAGGAAACAUGACUUACAUGGUGGACUUCACUGCCAUGACUCAAACCAAUCUGUCCACACACAUGACGAGAAAAGUGAGACGGCGACCAAAAUUAAAUUCAAUAGUAUCAGACAACAACAGUUCGCCAAUGCUGGAAUCUCCCACUACAAAUUCAACAGAUUCAUCGACUGAAUUCAUCUGGGAGUUUAAUGGUGAUAAAGGCAUUUGGACUGAGUACCAGAAACCAGGAUGUUCUUUGGAUAGUGCAGAAAUCGAGAGAUUGUAUCAGCUAAACCCUGAAUGCCAGGUUUCAUUCACAGCUGGACGAUACACUUACACUCUUUACUUUGGUGGGAUGUAUCAAGUAAAUAAUAAGUUUGGUACAAAAAGACAAGUGAGAAGAAUAGACAGCGGAGUCCAGCAAACCAACAGUGCAUUUUCACAAGCUCGCUGGCAGUUCCAAGACGUGGACGGCAACUGGAAGGACUACUCUAAAGGUGGUUCCCGGGGUCAUUGCAGUGUGUCAAGUCAAGAUAUUGAGGCUCAGUAUCAACAGGACUCUGCUGGGACAGUAAAAUUCUGGACAGGCAGGUUCCACUAUGAGCUGGACUUCUCAGACAUGUCCCAGACAAACCUAUCUAACCACACUAGGAGACGUGUGCGCCGCCUUCAACAAUAAAAUCUCACCUGCCUAUUCUUAUGUUUACUUGUAUAUUUAUGUGCAUGUUCUCAGGAUGCCAGUUAAAUGGAUAGUUCACCCAAACAUCAUUUACACACCUUCAUGUCACUCUAAACCCAUAUGUCAAACACAAAAAGAGAAAUUUGAAUUACUGUUGUCUAUGCUCUUUUCCUUGCACUGAAUGGGGACAGAAGCUUUCAGGCUUCAAAAAGAAUGCAUAAGUACCAUGAAAGUAUCACAAAAGUGCACUAAUCCAGGUCAUCUAAACUUAUACAAUAGCUUUGUUUGAGGAACACACCAGAAUUUAAGUGAUUAUUCACUAAAAAUCUUGAUUUUGGCUCUAGCUCUAGAGAAAAGUAGUGAUGUCUGAUUCGUGAAUGAAUCAUUCUUUCGACUUGGGUCUUUUCAAUGAAUCAGUUGAAACCAAUCUCAUAAAUUUCACUGUGUUUCUCACACAAAGCUAUCGUAUAGCUUCAGAAGACUUGGAAUGCAGUGCAAAUGGGCAACUUUUAUGAUAUAACAUGUUUGGAGCGACAUGAGGGUGUGUAAAUGAUGACAGAAUUUUCAUUUUUGGAUGAACGAACCCUUUAACUUCAGAAUGUCUAAUGCCCAUUCUUAACUUUAAUAGCCACUGCCUGUAUAUGCUAAUCAAAUUAUGUUUUGCUUUAUUUGUCCAGACUAACUUAUAGAUAGUGUAUGUGCAUAGAAUUGUUUAACUGCCAUUAUAUGUGAUAGUGGCUUUCACCAUUUUUCUGAAGCCAAUGGCACAAUGUUUUUUUCGGUUAUGGGAUUAAUUAUGCAAAAUAUACUGUAUAUAGAACAGGUAAAGGGACAUGUUUUUUAUUUGCAGUGCUAGUAAACCAUGGUGUGGUUCUGUUUUUAACCUUGUGCGACCCCACGUACACAUGCGUGGACAUUGCAUUUUGGCUUUGCUAUAGGCAAUACAUAAUUUAAAUUCAUUUAAACCAACUCAUCUCAGUUCAGGAGAUUCUAUGCUGUCAGUAAAGGGUUAAACUUUGGGAAAAACGGCAACAAAACUACACCUGGUAAGAAACCUAAUUAAGUUUUUACAUUGAGUCUCUAGUAUCAUCCGAUAUGCCAUUUUUAAAAUUUGAGCAAUUUAUCACGAAAUGCCAUGCUGUUAAACACAAUGUACAUUAAUGUGUACUUUAGCACUUUUUUUCCCUUAUAAAUCUUAUAUUUACUGUGUAUUAGUCAAGACAUUUUUAUUUGUAAAGUGCUUUACACAAAUCGUUUCAAAGCAGCUUUACAGAAAAUCAUGCAUUAACGGAAAAUGAAACUAAUAUCUAUAAAG